Dryobates pubescens (Downy woodpecker) is the source of this 1213-nucleotide messenger RNA. It is a transcript of the gene NEK7, whose product is annotated as NIMA related kinase 7. Gene Ontology annotation, molecular function: ATP binding; protein kinase activity. The transcript is spliced from 10 exons. NCBI's taxonomy places the organism in Eukaryota, Metazoa, Chordata, Aves, Piciformes, Picidae. Gene Ontology annotation, biological process: protein phosphorylation. Bases 237 to 1145 code for a protein of 302 amino acids. The record is from RefSeq and is a predicted model, not a curated record.
CGGGAUGUUUACGGGCCCGGCAGGAGCAGCGGGGGGCGGAGAGGAAGUUGGGACUGCUGUGGGUGCCUGAGUCGCCUGCCAGGAGCCUAUCUAGGCUCCUGCGGCCAGCUCCGGCCCGGCCCCGCGCCUGAGGCGCCCGACAAGCCGGGGAGGGGAGGAGGCCAGUUGCGGGCCCCCGCGCCAGGAGAAGGCGGCGCCAAGCUUCCCGGACAUAAGGGACAGUUUUACGUGAUAGAAUGGAUGAACAAUCACAAGGCAUGCAGGGGCCAAAUGCUCCACCAUUUCAGCCACAGAAAGCCUUACGACCUGACAUGGGCUAUAAUACACUUGCCAAUUUCCGAAUAGAGAAAAAGAUUGGCCGUGGGCAGUUCAGUGAAGUUUACAGAGCAACCUGCCUGUUGGAUGGGGUACCAGUGGCUCUGAAGAAGGUCCAGAUAUUUGAUUUGAUGGAUGCCAAAGCCCGUGCUGACUGCAUCAAAGAAAUAGAUCUUCUUAAGCAACUGAAUCAUCCAAACGUAAUUAAAUAUUAUGCCUCGUUCAUUGAAGACAAUGAACUGAACAUCGUGUUGGAAUUAGCCGAUGCUGGAGAUCUCUCCAGAAUGAUAAAGCAUUUUAAGAAACAGAAGAGGUUGAUUCCUGAAAGAACAGUUUGGAAGUACUUUGUUCAGCUUUGCAGUGCCUUGGAACACAUGCAUUCUCGUCGUGUUAUGCAUAGAGAUAUAAAGCCAGCUAAUGUGUUCAUUACAGCUACUGGGGUAGUAAAACUUGGAGACCUUGGACUCGGUCGGUUUUUCAGCUCCAAAACCACAGCUGCACAUUCUUUAGUUGGUACACCUUAUUACAUGUCUCCAGAGAGAAUACAUGAAAAUGGUUACAACUUCAAAUCUGACAUCUGGUCUCUAGGCUGUCUGCUGUAUGAGAUGGCUGCGCUGCAGAGUCCCUUUUACGGUGACAAAAUGAACUUGUACUCCCUGUGCAAGAAGAUAGAGCAGUGUGACUACCCACCUCUCCCUUCUGAUCACUACUCAGAGGAACUGCGACAGUUAGUUAAUAUGUGCAUCAACCCGGAUCCGGAGAAGCGACCAGACAUAACCUACGUCUACGACGUAGCGAAACGUAUGCAUGCACACACUGCCAGCAGCUAAGCAGACAUCAGAUCCCGAAGAGAAGAGCAGAAACAACCAAGUGCUUUAAAUAAAUCAUCCCGCAUCUG